Messenger RNA from Peronospora matthiolae, 828 nucleotides. The record is from the annotation of a GenBank genome assembly. Lineage: Eukaryota; Oomycota; Peronosporomycetes; Peronosporales; Peronosporaceae.
AUGCUAUUGCGAUGGCCUCGCAUUUACAACCCACGCGCCGCUUCAUCAAUCCGUUCUACUUCCAUGGUGUUCCCACCAUAUCCAAAGCUGCAAAUGCUGCCAAAAACCGCUCGCUUUUUCCAGUCUCUAGGCCUCAGUACCACACUCAUCGAUCGAUUGUCUCAAUCAGGAUUAAGGACCCCAACGUCUGUCCAAUGCAAGGCCAUUCCGUCUAUUCUAAUGGGCCAUGACGCGGUAAUAGCUGCUGAAACAGGUGGCGGCAAGACACUGGCAUUCUUGUUGCCAAUGAUCGAGCACUUUCGUCGCAAGGCGCGACCAGCAAGUGCCAUGCGCUUUCCAGCGGCUUUAGUGCUCACCACGUCACAGGAACUUGUGCGACAAGUAGCUGCUGUACUGCAUCAAAUGGAUCCGGAACUUGCGCGACAUGCGAUAAGCUUGUCAUCUUCACGGCAGACAUUAGGACAACAGGGCGGACGUGCGUGUCCGCUUGUGGUCGCGACGCCUGGUGCACUGCUCCGUGCCAGUAAACCACGAGACUUUGCGUUUACGCAACUGGUGAUUGUGGAUGAGGCCGACAUGCUGCUCAGUGGUGGAUUCGAGAAGGAGACGAAGCAGAUUCUUGCAACGAUUCGCAAUCAGCCGCUAUUGAAAUCGGAGCUGAAUCGUUGGGAGGAUGCAGAUCCACGGGAUCGACAAGUCCAAGACCAGGAUGUUGCAACGGGAUCCACGCAGACUGUUUUCAGUGCAAUAUCCUCUUCACAAUAUUUUUUUGAAUGGGUCUUACUGCUAACGCGUACUCUGGUCGGUUUAUCACGCGUUUUUCCUUAA